CGACUUUGUUGCUCGGAGACAGUUUUGCGCGCUGCCGUUUGUGUGUCUGUGUGUGUGUCUGUGUGUGUGUGUGUCGCUCAGACGGCCAUAAACGGAUUAUUCGUUUGCUACAGCGCGAACAUGCCUAGUCAUAGAAGUCACAUCCCCCAAAUUAUCGCCCAUCAUUUGCGUUUACUGAGGUGAGAGAUGAAGAACAAGAAACAGAGGACGGUCAGAGCUGGAACUAAGAGGAAAGUCCCCAGUGAUGUGUCCCCUUCUACCAGCCUCCCACCUCUGGUUGAGGGUCAGCUGAGAUGUUUCUUGCGAGUGACAAUAAGUCGUGUUUUAUGGACGGUACACAAGCCUCCUCCUGCAACAUUUGUCAGGCUGCGCUGGUGGGGAGAGUCAUCUGAUGGGACACACUUCUUCCCCCGAGAUGGGCUGCAGGUGUCACAGAAGAGCGUCAAGACGACCGCUCGCUUCCCAAUCCGCUGCGGGCCAAAGCAGUUCACCUCAUAUCUCACAGAUAUGGGCUCUCUGGUGCUAGAGGUUCUGACAAAACCGGAUCAUUUGCCGAUUGCUCGUGCUCAGGUCGCUGGCAUCUCCAGCCUCUCUUUGUCACACCCAGUUGGUGGAUUUUACACACUUGUAUCUCCAACAUCUGAAAAGCUGGGAGAGCUACAGGUGUCCCUUAAUUUGGAGCCUUUAACUGAAGCCUAUGAUGGCAGCAACUCAGGUCCCGCUACAGAUAUGAGUGUGGAAGGACCAAAUGUUGCUACAUUGACUUUGCCCUCGCAGCCUAUAUCGAUCUCAGCUGAUAGUAGGAAACAAUCAGUUGGCAGCGGCGCAAACACACCAAGAGGAAAAGACCAUUUAUACUUCCAAAAUGCUCAAAAAGGCGUUGAAAAUGACAACUUACUGGAAAAUCAGAUGUCGACAACAGGCAGGUCUCAGAGCCCAAUGAACCCAACCGUGAAUCCAUCAACUGGUCAGCUUCCUAAACAAACAUCUAGUGAUAUCCUCUCAGUUCUUCUGGAACGUGGGAACAAGCUUAGAAAUGCUAUGGUGGCAUCAGCUUUGAAAUGUGAUGUUGAUGCCACUCCAGCUCUGAAAGAUGCCCCAUUCCCUCUCCCAAAGGACAACAGCGGACCACCUUCUAAGCCUGACACCUCUCCCUCUGGGACACUUUUUCAAAGUAUUCUUCUCGCUGAAUCAAGUCUCAAACAGACUGAUUAUGUGGCUACGGUUCCAGAGAGUGGAUUCAGCUAUCCUACUGACAUGGACAGUAAAGCCGUGGAUCUUCUGCUUGGCAGCAUAAACACAUCUCCCCUGCCUCAUUGGGUUGGAGAAGGCUCCUCUCCUGGAUCUCUGUCUGGCCACAGCAGUUUUUGUGGCGAUAGUGAACUCAAUGAUCCACAGUAUGAUCAGAGUUUACUAGAAAAUUUGUUCUACAAAUCUCCUAUGCCUGAUACCAGACCAAAUGAUGCCAAGGUGGCAGGUGAAGAAAACGUGUUGUCCAGUCAAAAUCAGCAGCCUAUGCAGUCUGGGGCCAAGGCUAGCGAAGGACCAGCGCCAGAGCAUCAGUUGUCUGCAGAUUCUGGUGCCUUUCUUCCCGGCCUGAAUGCAGACCAACUGACCUUGCUGAAUUCAGUCCAAGGGGCGAGAGUGGGCAUCGAUUCUCUUACCGUACCUGCAGGUACCACACCCAGAAAUGCCUCUAGUAAAGGAAAACCUCCUCGACCAUCAACUAAAACAAAAUGCACCUUCUUUGUUGAAUACAUGUUCCCAGUAGCUAUUACUUCCAAACACAAGCCCAGAGGGGGUGAGGUGACCAGAGCUGUUUGCAGUAAAGUCACAGGAGGAGUGUUGAAGUUCGCCCACCAAGCAACGUUUCCGGUCCACUUCAGCAAAGCAACGAUAAAACAGUGGUGGGAAACAGAUCUACUUUUUAAGAUUUACUCGCGAAACACUGACCAAAAAAAGCCUGUUCCUACUGGUAAAGCAGUUUACCCACUGCGCUGUCUGCUUCAGAGCAAGGAGCUGAGUCAGUCUGUUGUCUUACCUGUACAGAGCAUGGAAGGAAACUGUCAAAAACACGAGAUCGGACCUCUCAAGGUGUGUCUAAAACUUAUAACAGAAAACAUGCUGGGUUGGAAAGAGAGAUUGUCUUCACAAACUGCCGCUACACCACACAGAGAGACUCAGUAUUUUGAUACUGGCAGGGAGGAGUUAAUGACUUCUUACCUAGAAGAUCCAAGGCCUAAUGUAUGGAGUCCUCAGAAACCUUCUAAAGUACCACCUUCUCAUUCGAGCCUCAACGUGUCAUCUCAUAAAGUGUGGGAUCAGGUUGAUGAGGACCCCGAGGUCCUGCUACACACAUUACUCAUGGUGCCAGAUGGAAAAGAUUUCAACUGUGGACCUAUGCAGGCUCUAAAUGUGUACUUGAACUGCAAAUUCUUUUGGUGUGAUGAGAUGGCAAGAUCUGUUGUCAGUUGGGGUCAAGCAAACCCUACAUUCAGCUUUCUUCAGGUGACUCCUGUGGCCUUAACAGCUAAACUCCUGGAACGGUUGAAGAACAAUGUGAUGGUAAUCGAAGUAUGGCAGAAAAUGGGAAGCUCAGGACAGGAUCGGCUCCUUGGCCUUGUGAAAUUACCUCUAAAUCAGUUCUACAUGUCAUUUCGGGAUCCAAAGAUUGCCCACCUUCUUCUCCAGGCGCAGUACCCCGUUUUAGGGGUGGACAGCUACAUGCCUGUCAUUGAUGUAUUCUCAGGAAGUUGUAAAGGAAAUCUCCGGGUUGUUAUGGCUAUGGGAACAUCAGAGCAGAUAGCCUCGCUCCAGCGUACAAGAGUUGAAGAAUAUAACACUUUAUCUCAUCUCGUCAGACCGGUUCAUCUGCUUGAUCACAAACAGCUUUCACAAACUAAGCUGUGUCUCUCUCAGGUGCCUGCAGCACACAAGGAAAUUAUGAGAGAGCAUUUAUUUCUGAUAAGAGUGGAGAAGAUCAACGGACUGACACCUUUGCAGUCCACAGUGUGGGGUGAGGCUGACUGCUACGUGCAGUACAGUUUCCCCUGUCAGGACGGUGAAGUUGCUUCAAACAUAGACCUCAUAGAGAGUAGUGUAGACCUAAAAGCAUUUCGCACCACCACUACUCUUUGCGUGCCGGACCCAGUGUUCAGCCACACUGAUACGCAUGUGCUUCUGGCUCCUGAGGAUAUGCCUGUGCAAGGGCUGCUGCUCAGUUCCCUUUCAUACCAAGGCCUGAACAGUGGAGCGGGAGUUCAAUUUGAAGUCUGGUGCAGAUAUUAUUAUCCAAAUGUCAGAGAUCAGCUUGUUGCCAAAGGUUUGCUUCCAUUGUCCAAGCUGUGUGCCAUGGUCACCAUGCAGACAAAGCAUCAAACUGAGGCCCAAAUGUUUUCCGUGCCUCUAAUUCCCAGGAUGGACAGUGCUACAGGGCACCAGCCACAGCCCUCAGGCCUGCUUGAUGUAUGCAUUCAGUAUAAGCACAGACACGUGAGACCUGAGGGCUUUGACGGUCGAGGAGCUGCCUCUCGCAUUGUGACACUUGUAGUUCAAGUGCACAGAGCAUCGGGUCUGCAGGCAGCAGCCAGGGUACUGUCAGAACAAGAUCAAAGGUUCAGCUACUUUGCUGAUGUUGGGGUGAACACUUACGUCACAGUCCAGCUCUCCUUCUUGCCCGACACUGAGAAGAGGUGUACUCGCAUAGCAGCCAGGACCUUCUGCCCAGAGUUUGAACACCACAUGGAGGUGUCGUGUGAUCUGCAGAUUCAGAAGAGCAGUGGAGAAACUUGCAGCCUUGCUGAGCAGCUGGAAGAGGCCUCUGCUGUCUUUACUUUGUGGAAUAAAGACAAUCGCAAAGCAGUAAGCCUAGCUAAAGCUAAAGAUGUGAUGUUGGGCUCAGUAAAAAUACCUUUAGCUGACCUCGUCCAUAAAAAAACAGGUAUAUCUGGCUGGUUUGGAGUAUAUAUGCCUCUGGAAACGAGUUCUUCUCAGCACCAACAAAUUUUAGUUGGAGGUCUAGAGAUCUCCAUUAAGUUUCCCCACCACUCAGACCGAGAGAGAGUGCUUAAAGCUGCUCAGGGUUUGGGCUGGGAAAUGGCCCAGACGGACCAUGAAAUGCAGAAUGAAGAAGAAAUGUUGGAACAAAGCUCAAGGAAACUUUCUCUGACUUUUUCAAUGCCUAGAGCGUGGAUACCUGUUCAUUGUUUACUUUUGCCAGGCCACAGUGAGCUUGAACGCUCCACCUACUGCUACUACAGAUACAAGUUCUAUGAUCAGGAUGCCUUUUGCUCUCCCAUGAAACAUCCAUGUAUCAAGGAGGGAGGAGAGGAAGGCCAGGCCACUGUCAACUUUGAAGGAAGUAGGACUGUGGAGCUAAGGAGCACUCAGCCCAUAAUUUGGUAUCUGCGAGAGGAGAGACUUGAGGUGCAGGUGUGGGUUUCCUUCAACAAGCACAAAGCUGAAAGACCGAGUGACACAGACCGACUGGUGGGCUCAGCGUUUGUUGAUCUGUCGACUCUUGCCAAGACGACAAAGCAGAAGCUGAUUCUCAGUGGAGUGUAUCCGCUGUUCAGACGCACUGCAGCAGAUCUACAGGGGGCAGCUCUCAGGGUGCAUAUCACUCUGACAGAAGGUUCUGUCCCCAGUGAGCCAUCAGCUUUAUGUGACACUCAGGUGGAGUCUGACAGUCAGGAGGGGCUCCUACUAGAGGAACAAGAACACCACCCUCUUUCACCAGCUACACCCAAACAUAACCACAUCAGACCCAAGAAUGUAUCAUCUAGGACGGCUCCAGAAAUCACAUCUGUAGAGCAGACAGAAAUGAACAUGGAUGAAUCCUUCCCUGUUACAGUCACAGUGGACCAGGCCAUGCACCUGAAUCUGAAAGGUUGUCCUUUAGCAGAGCGCAGUGAAGGGAAACCAUGCUGUUGUGUUUCAUACGUCACCGCAGACUCAGCUGAACCAGUGUCGACAGGGGUUGUAGCCAGCAGUGACUGCCCUGUGUGGGACCAUCAACACGAGUGCAGGCUUUUAAACCAACUACUGAUUGAUCCACAGCAAUCUCUCGUCUUCAAAGUCUGGCAUAAAGGAGACACAGAGAGGGUGCUUGGAUUUGCCUCUGUAGACCUGUCCCCUUUACUAUGGGGGUUCCCAUCAGUAUGUGGUUGGUACAACAUUAUAGACUUCAGUGGCCAGUGUCAUGGCCAGCUGAAGGUAUCCAUCACUCCACUAAAAGGAGUCCACAACCUCAGAGUACAAAGAAAAACUGUGAAUGAAGAAGACAGAACCUCACUGACUUUAUUCCAGCCCCUUCCAGUCAGCUACCAUACCACAGCCACGUACAGCAGCUUCCCCUCUCACAUCAGCCGUUACCCUGAGCAGAUGAUCUCAUCACCUGACCAAACAAACAGGCUGUUCCCGGAAAGGCCCGACGAGACUGAACGUCAUUUUGAGCACAUGGACAAUGUUCGUCUUUACCACCAAAGUCUGCAAGAACAAGUAGCUGCUCAUUCUGUCUAUGACAGCACGUCAGGUGACGUUAAUCCUUCCACCUCAUUCCUGUUUUCAACACUCAGGAAAAAACUAGGUGAGCUUGACAACAUCCAGAGAUACUUUAGCCGUAAACUUUCAACUCCCACGUUCCCAUCCAUGACUGCUCAGGAUCAUCACACCAGACACGAGGAAGAAAGGAAGUCAGAGACAGACACAAGUCAGCUUCUUUUCAAGUCCAACCACUUAGUGGGAGAAGUCAACAAUAUCAUUAGUGGUCUUCAACAGCGCCACCUGGAGAUGAUUCCCUCUAACCUCCAGAGCACGUGUUUCUUUGUUGGGGAAAAUAACACUCAGUCUAUCCCUGAGAGUGAAUCUAGUCCAUGCAGAGCUUCAAAUUCUUCUCCUGUGUCUUCAGCACUUCCAAGGAUGUGUGAAGACCAGACUAAAUGUGGAUCUGUUGAGGUAAAGGACAGACACAACUACAAGAUUACUGUAUCUGAGGAUGAAACCGAAGAGAGAACAGAUGACAGUGAAGAUGGAAUAAUGUGCAGACAGCACAAGCAUGCUGCUGCUGCUGCUGCUGCUGCUGCUGAUGAUGAUGAUGAUGACUACAUCGAUGAAGAUUACAAGGAAGUUGUGGUGAAGCCAAGGCAUCUAAAUGAGGUGACCUCUUUAACAGACAAAACCAGUCCUUGGACCAGCAUUCUGUCAGACCCUGAUCUAGUGUCUCUGGUGAGUCUGGAAGAACCAGAGGAUGUGAUGAGGCAGAUUUCAAAUCGGGAAACACAUGAUGCCGAUAACAAACACAAGUCUGACAGACAAGAGGAAACGGACAGUUUUAGUGGAUCAACUGGAGACACUUCAGACACAGAGAGAGAUGGUAAAAGGACACCACAAGCUUUAGAUGAGAGACCAGCAGAAGAAGCAGACAGCUGUCAGGAGGAGUCACAAGACACAUGUCCAUCACCAGUCAUGCACCUCACCACAGAUACCCAGGAUGCUGCUUGUUUCCCGGACAAUCAAGACCUGCCGUUUCAGCCCUCAGUUCCUGUGGAGAUUCCCAAUUUCUUCCUUCCCUCUCAGCAACUGGAGGCAUCCAUGAGAGCCAUACGUUUGGCUCCUAGUUUCUCCCAGUCGACUGCUGACCCGGGUCAGGACAUUUCUACUCGCAGGGGUCCACGCCAGCGUCCCCACAUGUCACCACCAUCCAUGAAGAAGGAGACUGAACGAAUAGCAAAAAUAUUUGCAGCCCACUUUGAUGCCGGCCGUUAACAUGUUGUUGUCUUUUUUGCUUAAUGUCGCUAAUUUUAUUUUUGUGAAACGUAAUGUAUAUUAAAUGUAACAUGUUUCUACUUUUAUAAUUAAAUAUUUCAGUUUACUAUUUAA
Messenger RNA from Betta splendens (Siamese fighting fish), 6879 nucleotides. RefSeq names its product C2 domain containing 3 centriole elongation regulator (gene c2cd3). Gene Ontology annotation, cellular component: centriolar satellite; centriole. NCBI's taxonomy places the organism in Eukaryota, Metazoa, Chordata, Actinopteri, Anabantiformes, Osphronemidae. Bases 187 to 6765 code for a protein of 2192 amino acids. Gene Ontology annotation, biological process: cilium assembly; centriole elongation. The record is from RefSeq and is a predicted model, not a curated record. The transcript is spliced from 33 exons.